Molecule: messenger RNA, 756 nt
Organism: Entamoeba dispar SAW760
Lineage: Eukaryota; Evosea; Mastigamoebida; Endamoebidae
Exons: 1
Coding region: 1-756 (251 amino acids)
Source: RefSeq, a predicted model, not a curated record
AUGGAAACAGAAAGUCUUAGUGCCUUUCAUUCAGUUCGCCUUAUGUGUGACUCUGAUGGACAACUUCUUUUACGUCCAAUUAAUUCAGAGCCAAAUUCUGUAGAUAUUGAACUUAACCAAAAGGAUAAUAAAAAAGAAUUAACUUCAAGCAAGUCUAAACAAAAUAAAAAACAAGAAACAUACCAAGAAGAAAUGCUCAAUGCUAAGAGGAAAUCAAAGAACAGAGAUGCAGCUCAACAAUCAUUUUUAAUAGGGUUACUUGCAACAUUUGGAUAUGAAUUAAAAAUUAAUAAGUUAUACAAAAAAGGAAAAACAACAAGUCAACUAUUUACUAUUAGUUCAAUUAAAAAAGAUGGAACAUUAGUUUAUAAAAGUUAUGACGUUGUUCCAGAAGUUGAAGAUUUAAGAGAUAAACGAAGAUGUUUAGAUGCAGUGACUAAUUCAAAAUUACUUGAUUUAGCUUUAAAUCAUCCAGAAGUAAUUGUUGUAGAGAAGAAAUGUAGAAUAUCAAAAUAUGGACAUGCUAUUGGAAUGAGAAGAAUUAAAACAUUUUCAUUAAAUGGUUGUACUUUAAGAAUUCAAGAUAUAACAAAGUUAGGUGCUCAAGUUCAUGAUAUGAUUCUUGAACAUAUGGGAGAAAAAGAUUGUCUUGUUAGUAUCCAAUCAUAUGAUAUCACUUCUAUUAUUCAAAAUUAUUUAUCUCAUAGAAUUAAACAAGAAAGUGGUAAUAGUGAUACUGUCGAUGAUUUGUUGUAA